This is a messenger RNA of Dermatophagoides pteronyssinus (European house dust mite), 2319 nucleotides long. RefSeq names its product tetratricopeptide repeat protein 39B-like. The record is from RefSeq and is a predicted model, not a curated record. NCBI's taxonomy places the organism in Eukaryota, Metazoa, Arthropoda, Arachnida, Sarcoptiformes, Pyroglyphidae. Gene Ontology annotation, molecular function: protein binding.
UCAUUUCGAAACGGAUGCCUAAAUCUCUGUAGUGUUGACGCAUACAGACAUACACACACACAGUAACGGUUCAACGUUCGAUACCAGAGUGGAGAUAACUAAAGCUGCAGUGAUUCAAAGUGACUACACUAUCGUUUUUUUUCAGUUUGUUUCAGUGUUGUCUGGUGAAUCAGUGAACAAACAUUGAACGGCAAAAUGGCCACCUUGUCCAUCGAUGAUAAUCCCAAUCAUGUCAUAUUGUCCACGAUUUCGGUUGAUGACAAACAAGAUGAAUUCGAAGAUGCCAGCGAAAACAUCUCCAACAGUGAUAGUGGUCAUUCCAGCCAGAUGACUUGUUCACCCGACAUAUCUGUAUCGUCCCAUUCCAGCGAUGAUGAUUUGACUGCCAAUGUUGUCGAUGAUGAUGAUCGACCAUCAUUGGAAGAAUCUUUGGCCGAUAUUGAUCGCCUGCUUCAUCUGGCCUUGGACAAUCGUUUCCACGAAGCCUAUGAAGGAACAGAAAAAUGGUCCCAUUGUAGCCUCUAUCAUGCGUUGGGCAAAGCAACACUUUCCUUUCUCAAAGGAUGUCUCACACUCGAGCGACCAGAAAUUCAAACAGCGUUGGACAAUCUCCGCAACUGUAUGGACGUCUGUCAGCGGGAAAAGCGUUAUUCGAUGACCAAACUGGUCUGGAGACCCAAUUACAACAGCUACACUGAUGUUCAAAUUCAUGCCGAACUAUGCUAUGCCGAAGCAUUAUUGAUGACUGCUUUGAUGACUUUCCUCGAAGAUCAAAAUCUUUUGAAUUUGGUUCGCGGUGCAUUCCGUAUCCGAGCCUGUUAUCAAUCAUACAAGGAAUGUUUCUACAUCCUCAACAAUCGAACCGAAUGGGGCAGUGAAUACUCCCGACUUCACUUUGAAUCCGGUGUUCGAUUAGGCAUCGGAACAUUCAAUUUGAUGAUAUCACAUAUGCCAUCCAAAGUGCUCAAAUUGCUCGAAUUUGUUGGCUUUUCGGGCGAUCGACAACAAGGUUUGCGAGAACUUAAAGCAUCCACUUUGCUUCAGAAUGGACUUCGUCGUCCGUUGGCCGUAUUGAUAAUGUUGGCAUAUCAAUGUUAUGUCGAGCAUAUCUUCGGUCUAGGCGAUGGCGACAUGCAAUGCGUCGAUACAUGCCUUGAUUAUGGCCUUUCCCAACAUCCGGAUGGAGCCUUUUUUCUUUUAUUUCUUGGUCGCAAAAAACAACUAACCGGACAGAUUGAAAAAGCAAUCGAAGCACUGACAAGAUGCAUAUCCGUGCAAAAUGAAUGGAAACAAUUUCACAAUAUUUGCCAUUGGGAACUCCUCUGGUGCUAUGCAGUUCAAUGUGACUGGAUUAAUGCUUCCAAAUGUGCCGACAUUCUCAGACAACAAUGCAAAUGGUCACCCGGAGCCUAUACAUAUCAAUAUGCUACAUUUCUCUAUAUGAUUAUGGUCGAACAGAAUAGGCCCGAGUUGCAAACAGAAAUAUCGCAACUGCUCAAACGAGUACCAGAACUACGGGUCAGGUUUGCGGGCAAAACAGUGCCAGCCGAGAAAUUCGCCAUUGUUCAAUCGCAACGAUAUUUCGACCACGACCAACAAUUGGUCCUGCCAGCCAUCGAGUACAUGUACAUCUGGAAUAUAUUCGCCGUCAUUGGUCAGACUCCUCAUCUGUUGAAUCCGAUCAUAGAGCGUGUGGAAAAGUAUGAACAAAUUGAACAACAAAAACUGUCUGAACCCGAUCAACCACUAGAUGAUUAUUGUCGAUGUCUUUUGCUCAAAGGAAUGUGUCUCAGACACCUUCAACAACAUUCACAAUCGAACGAAUGUUUUCUGAAAAUAAUAGAAUGCAAGGAUCGAAUCGAAUCGAGUACUUAUCUCAUACCGAAAGCUACACUCGAACUGGGACUCAACCAUCUCAAAUUAGGAUUGCUGACCGAAGCUAGGCAAUGGUUGGAUCAGGCCAAAACAUAUUCCGGCUAUACAUUGGAGGCCAUCGUUCAUUUUCGCAUCCAUACCGCUAUCCGAACUAUCAACAGCAGGACCAAAUCGCAAACACUCUCCGAACAUGAUGACGAUUCAAUCGAUCAAUCCAACGAAAAACCGCCCGAACCUGGUACUAUUCGAACCAUAUGGAGCGAACUAUCAAAACGCCUCACAUUUUCCGACCAAACUAUCGACGAUACGUUUGUCGAAUCACAGACCAAAUUCUAGAUUGUUAUCCUUGUAAUUGCUAAAUAAGAAAUGUGUUCGCUUUAAAAUUGUCCCCUUAAGAAUUGCAUACAAAACUUAUUAAAUAAAUAAAACUGCAACAUUCACGAA